AUUUCAUGAAAAAGAAAAACGUGCGGUAUACCGCGGAGAUACGAAGGUGGUUCAAAUUUAAAUACGAAAUAUGCGCCUGGAAUACACAGCCCCUAAACUGCCGCGGGUGCGGAUUCUUCUAAUCACCAGUGGCGCUAUUUGGUUCUGAAUUUAGUUGCACAUAUCUCAUAAAUAAAUUACACUUCAAAUUUAAGUUACCUUUGCAUGUGUCGGUAAUUUCAUUUCGAUUUUAUAACGUUCCGAUUUUUUAGCCCAAUUUCCAACCGAAAUUUUCUAACAUUUCUGUUAAAAAAGAGAUUGAUAUAGAUUUCAGAGUAUCAAAAUAGGCGUUAAAUGGAAUAUUGAGGUCGAAAAUAGAAAAUCAAGAUGUCGAUUUGAACUCAAUCACAUUAAUAAAAUAAUAUAUAAGUCGAAAAAAAAACUGUAUAUAGUAUAUAAAUUUUUUGAAUUUAAGGUAAUAUCCCGAGUCAAAAUUUUAACUUUACUUUUGGCUUGAACUUUCUAACAUCUGCAUAUCCUAAAGGAUCAAUGUAUGUGUUUAAUACAUGGAAACUAAAGUCUUAUUUGGUGCCUCUAAAUGGCAGAAAACGCACAAAUAGCCCAAAUAAAAUAAAAAAUGCUAUUUAAGCAAUUAACUUUGCCGAAAGAGGUUAAUAUAACAAAUUCAGAAUAUCAAAGUUAAAUUAUUAAAUUGUAUAACGAGGUCGAAAGUAGAAUUAAGAUUUUGAUUCGGGUUAUGGAAGAUCCGACGGGGGUGCUAAAAUUUAACUUUGCUGUGUUAAUUUUGAUUUAUUCCGAACACUCUUACGAGGCGAUAAAUAUGCCUUAAAAGCUAUUUGUUAUUAUUAUUAUUGAUGAAUAAUUUAUUUAGCGUUUUAAGAUAUAUAUUUUUAAUCAAAGACUAAUAUAAAUGCAAUUCACUAUAAUUUUCUACGAUUUUCAAGUUUAUUUAUACACAAGUAAGCUUGAGAAUUGCAUGAGCAUUUUAAUUAUAAUAUUAAUGCAUGUAUAUGUGACGACCAUAUCCAUGGCAUAUUUUAGCACAUAUUUUCAUCUUCGAAUCUGUCGUAUUCACUUUCGAAUCCAUCGAAGCCCGGCGAUGUAUUUCAUAAGAGGUAACGAUCUGUUGGAAAUAACUGGAUGCGAUUGCAUUGUCGUUGUGGCUUUCGAUCUACGUUCGAACUGUACUCUUGAAUAAAAGCUUGAAUACUUUUUCGAUAAAUUUUAAAGAACUUUCGUGUCUCACGUGUUUCACGUGUUUUACUCUUUUAUAACCUUGCCGUUAAGAAAACAUUGCAUAAAAUUAUAAUACAGUCAUUAAGCAACGCGUUGCUGAGUAAUAAAAGAUAAAAGCUUGUGUUUUUAUAUAUCGUCGUAAAAAUUGUAUUGUCGAAAGAUAAGAACAUAGAUACAACUAAUGUCGUAUAAGUGAUAUUUUUGUAUUUUUAUGCUCUAUACAGUGUCACGUCUUUCAUGCGGGUCGGUUGAACUGAUUUGAUAAUCGCGAUUAGCAAUCAACGAUGACCGCACGGGACGCAUAGUUAUACGUCAUAGUCGUCCAGACUGCGUCCAAUUAUAAUAAAGCUGUCCCGCUGGCACACAUCAACGCAGGUUCAAGAGACAAGUUCGUCAACGAUUUUCGUUGACCUACAUUGUUGGUUAUACAUCGGGGAACGCGUACAAGUCAAUAAUGUACAUAUUCUUUGCAAACUUUUAAAGGUAACAAUAAGAAACUUCUAAAAAUAAAGGAUAGAGUUAUUGAAAUUUUAUUUAUUUCAGCUUAAAUUAAUUCCGUUUUGUUGUGGAAUAUUUAUCUGAGAAAAUUAAUCUGUUUUUUGUUUCUGGUGCCGUAAAAUAUUGAGAUCGAAUAUAAUUAUCUCAAUUGUUUUCGCAGUAAAUUUAUCGUAAAAUUUGGAAAAUAUUUUUGAUAUCGAUAUAGAUACAUAUGGUAUUUAAAACACUGUUAAAUUUUUACAAAGGGAAAGGUUGAGGGAGACUCACCGUUUCUUCUUCUAUAGUUUGAAUUUUCAUAUUAAUAUCAUACAAAAAUUUAAUAUCAAAUUAAUUAUUUAAUAAUAAUAUAAAUUUUUUAAAUAUUAAUAUAAUAAUUUAAUAUUAAUAUUUAAUAUUAAUAUAAUAUAAUAUAACUUACAUUUUUAAACCUAUCCUUUCUAAAAUAGUUUAGACAAGUGACUUACUUUGGAAUUUUAAUGAUGAGAAAUAAGCGGCCCUUCUAUAGGGAACUUCAUAUUACAACACGCUGUAACUUUCAUUCAUGAUAGUGUGCGGCUCAUAAUAACUUCCCAAAAGAAUUUUGUUUAUUUAGCCAUUACUUAUUUCUCUAAAUUUCUUAAAGUUAAAUUUUACUCAAAAUAUAGAGUGAUUAUUAACUCACUUGAUAAUUACUGAGUCAAUUCAAAUGAUUUUUUUACAUUUUAUUGAGAUUGAGUUUUCUACUCUGAAUCGUCGAGUAAAUAUUUUCACUUGAAAUUAAAAAGUGAAUAUGAUGUAUUCCAUAGGUAUUGUCAUAAAAACACACUCCAAUCGAUUGAAAUAUUCUCUCUUGCGAUUUUCCCAUUAUUACUUCGAGCGAAAAUAUUGCCACUUUUCAUUCGUUUUAAGUGAGAUUCUACUCCAAAAAAUUUAUAUAUAAUUUAUAUAUCCAAAGAAUAUAUAAUCAGUAUUUACUUUUAUUUAAAUAAAAUUGUAGAUGAUUAUUCAGAUGAAAUUUUGGCGUCAUUUUAUCUUUUUUAGAUAAUGAAAAUAUAUAUUAUCUUCACCUGCAUCUUAGAAAUUGUUAUCUUUACUGAAUUAUUUAAAAUUUGGAACAUAUUGUUGUAAAUGUGUAAAAUAUUAAUAAAAUAUUUGCUUUUAUGUAGUGAACGUUUACGUUAAUACUGCCUGUAUCGGACUAUAUUGAGAUUAGAAUUUCACUAGGAUUUGUUUAUAAUUACGACAAAGUAAUAAUAAAUUUAUAUAACUCAUGAAAAUUGUUUAUCGAACAAUAUGAAACAUUUAUUUCUGCGCAAUACUUAUCAAUAAAAGUUUGAAUAUAUUUUUAUAUUCCUUUUUAAUUGCAACCUUUUUUCAUAACUGUUUUUAUAAAUAACCUCAAAAAUAAUAUUAUUUAGAUAUUAUCUAGGUGAAUUACUAUAGAACUUCAUUUUUCAUUUAGAUACAUUCGAGACGAAAAAAAUCUUUAUCUUUUCUCAUGUGAAUUUAUAUAAAAUUACCUUAACUUUAUCUAGCUAAUUUUGAAAUGAUCUAAGCACAACAUAAUGCAUCCUUAACGAUAAAUGGUUCUCCUGUUAUGAACCAAAGACCAAACUGCACUUUUGUACAUCGGAAAGCAAGUAAACCGAUAUAUUUUUGCUGGUGUUAGGAAAAGCGAAAAUUAUGGAAAAAGAGCAAGUGUUUCGCUCGCAUUUUAUUCUCGGCUUUUCCCUUCACGCUAGACACGAGCGUAGAGCGAACGGACAAACAGAUUUGAUCGUCGUGAUUCACGAUGAGCAAUGAGCGCCGGUGCGACAUGUACUAUAUAUAUAGGUCACUCGUUCAGACUACGUGAGUUAGUUACGGUGCGAUCCCGGCGGCAUCCCUCAGCGCAGGUUCAAGAGACAAAUUCGUCAAUGAACCUCGUUGACUUACAUCAUAGUUGUCGCAAACACACGCGUCCCCUUCGGGGCGCGUACUCUCGGUCUGUUUCGCGCUCGGCCUGAAUUAAAACGACCCAAACUGUGUUGUCUAUGAAUAACGAGGUCGCAGGUCAUGCCGAUUCUCAGAAUUACAUGUAUCCGUUGAGAGGUGAUAUCACUUAACCACCUGUCGGUACUUAAUCACAGGUGUACUUGGCUGAAUGAAACGCGAAGAUGCGCAUCGCCUAUUAAUCAACGGCCUCGUUGCGUCCAUCACCUUGGAGAUGAUUACGUCCGCAGCUUCUGUGUUCCAUAUAAUGACAAAUAGCAGCGCAUUCAGUCGACUAUUAUCGUUUGCUUGUUAAACGUUGAAUCAACGGCCUUGGCGGGAUCGGAGAGAGACGUUCCGAGAGUCAUUCUCGAGCAUCGUCUCGGUCGAGAAUAUUCGUACUUGGUGUUUGGCUGGGUUAAAUGUUCGACCAGUCGGCUUUUUUCUUUUUCUUUCGAAAGCCGCUCUUCACUCGGAGCUCUCGGUAAUGUUGAUUGAGACACCCGAGAAGGAAGAUGAUCAUUUUGUUGGUCCUUCUCCUGCCGGCUCUCUGGACUCAGGUGGUCUAUACGAGUGUGUUGGUCGCCGAUACAACCAUGUCCAGGAUGGUAGAGCUGAACGCCGACGCGCCCUUCUGUGCUCUUUACAGUGACCGCGGGAUUAUCCAGAGAAUGGUCCUCGGAGCGGAUCCCAAGAAAGUUCGCCAAAUGUCCAGCAACCUCGUCGCUGAUCUCGAGGAGACUUGCAAGGCUUCGCGCGACAAGGGCAAGAACCAAAUGCCCGGCGGUUUGAUAUAUCCCGGUACCAAAUGGUGUGGACCGGGUGAUGUGGCCAGUUCUUACGACGACCUGGGUCAACACGAAGCCGAGGACGCUUGCUGCAGGGAGCACGAUCAUUGCCCAUUCACGAUAGCGCCACAGGAGUGUAUACAUGGCAUAUGUAAUAAUUCACCAUUUACUCGCUCGCAUUGCGAUUGCGACGCCAAGUUGCGCAGGUGUUUGCAGAAAGUCAAUACCGAGGUGGCGAACACUCUUGGCGCGCUUUUCUUCAACAUCAUCCAAGUUACCUGCUUUAAAGAGAGACGUCCGUGUUCCGAGUGGCAAAGUUGCGAUUUGGAAUUAGUGAAUGCGACGAGUUAUUUCUCGGGAGAUCCGCCCCAUAGACGUGCACUUGAAAGAUCGCUACUGAGAAACUUCUUCAACGUGAUUAGAAACUUCAUAGCAGGACCGAGGAAUCUUCGUCAAAAUUUUGCUGUGUUCUUGUCAACGAAUCACGAAAAAUAAAGAGAAUGGCUACGCCGAGGCUGUGUCCAAUCGUUUGUGCUCACAGUACAAAUUUCGACCUAGCGAUAAGUACAUGCCCCUGAUGCCUUUGAAUAUAAAUAUAUGAAUCCGGAAGCGACAGAAGGACAGGCCCGAAAAAGGCUAGCUAAGGAGCCCACACCGUUGUUAUGGAGACUAUGUUACGACAACGAUCACAUCGAACGAUUAUUUACUACAUAUCAAAUUGCCGUCCUUACUGUCGCGCACCAAUGUGCAUACCAUUAAGUAAUGCGAUUUUUUUAGGAAUUAAGUUACUGAGACUGUCCUUUAGAGUCCGCGCAUAGUGGAACUGUGUUAUCCAUUGAAUUUAUUCCGCUGUACAUAUUAACUGUAAUUGACUCGGAAAAACUACAGCUUGGCCUACAUAAUCGAGCCUUGCUACAUCUAUAAUCGUUAUCGAGAGCAAUAAGUGCAUCGUAUACGAGAGUGCAAGUUAGCGUUAAUUGAUAACUAAUAUUAUCUUACGCGAUAUAUAUAUAUAUAUAUCUACACGGGGAGAAUAUAUCAUAGUUUCUUCCUAUAUAAAUUCUUUUCAAUUUUAUUAUGUUUCUAUUAGUGCAGAAAUAGACUGUUAGAUUGACUUUCUUUAAACUCUGGUUAAUCUUAACCGAUAGUUAACUGACAGAGUGACUAACUAAGGCCAAGUUUCACAACAUCUGUUUAAUUUUAACUACCGGUUAAGUCCCAAUAGUGAUUGGUUAAUUCUGAUUAAUUCUUCUUAAUGUCAAAUGCGAUUGGUCAAGUCCAAUGGAAUAACCAGCUAUUUAAGUUAACUGAAGGUUGUGGAAUUGGGCCUAAAAUAUUUCGAAUUCCUUACUUUCUUUCACCUUCUUCUCUAAAAGUAAUUUCAAUUAGUAACCCUGUUAGUUAACUAUCGGUUAAAAUUAACCGGAGUUUGUUGGAAAUCAAUCUCAGUAAGGUCUAUUUUGCAUAAUAAAUUUCGUUAGAAACAUAACAAAUUUUUUAAUACCUCAUUUCACAGUUCCUAAAAUAUAAAUAACACAUAUAAAAUGAAAGGAUAAUACAUUACUAUAGAAUGUUAAUCUUACAAAAUUCUAUAGUAAAUUUUGUUAUAAAAUUCUCUUCGUGUAGGAGUGUGCCAUAAUUAUUUGAUUUAUCAUAAUUAUAUAUUUUUGCUUUUACACUGUCUGCUCCAUUAUAAUAAAGAUACACUGUCUGAAGUAUAUUGCCAGACAGUACAAGAUCUUCAAGGAAUAUCCUGGGGACUUGCAUUUAGAAGUCCUUAGGAUAUCUUUAGAACGUCUUUGAAAGAUUGUGGUGUUUGGGUUUUUUGAUUGAAUAGGCUAAUAAUUAUUUUUAAUAAUCUUUUAACUACCCAGAUAGCCAACCCAGAUAGCACAGAGAAUUCUAAAAGAAUUCAGUCGUAUGUCAGCAAUUCUGAGUUAAUUUUUAGAUACAAAAAGAAUUCUUUUCACUGAAAUGAACUCUGAAGAAUUCUUUUUACAUCUGAAAAUAAACUCAGAAUUGGUGACAUAGGACUGAAUUCUUUUUGAAUUAUCUGUGCUAUCUGGGAAAUCUGCGCGAGCAUAUUUUGUGCAUAGUCUGUUAGCAGUGUCUGUAACAGAAACGUAACAGAUUCUACACAAUAUGUGUUUAUUAGACUCUGACGGCAGUUUGGAGAGAGGUUGCUUGCAGAGUCUGCUGACAGAUUCUAACGUCAGGAGGAUCUACGCGCAUUUUGCCGCCAAUUUGCCGUUAGAGUUUGUCAACAGACUCCCCAGACAGCACAAUGUCUAAAAGUGGGACAUAAGACGUCUUUAAGAUAUCUUUAAGUUGUCUUUAAGACAAGUUUAUAAAGUAUUAUCUUAAAGAUGUCUUAAAGUUGCCUUAAAGACAUCCUAUGACUCGAUUUUGGACAUUUGUGCCGUCUGGGUCUGUUCACAAUCUAACAGCAAAUUGGGGAUGUAGAUGUCUAUGAAUUUGUUGACAGAUUCUACUCGAAUUUGUCAUCAAUCUGACGUCAGUUUGCGCACAGAUUGCUUACUGGGUGUUUUGAAAUAUAUUUAUAAAUCGUAGCGUACAUUUCCGCGAACUAAUUAUAUUAAAGCGAAACGGAUAAUUCAGUAGCGGGAAUAAUAACAUACUAAUUAACUAUUGACAUUUUUCCUACAUUUCUUACAUGUAAUAUUAACUCGCGCAAUUAAAACAAAGCGUCGAUAUAUGACUUUUGCGAUACGAUACUUUGCAUUACUAUAUUGUACGAAGAUGGCUAUGAUAAUAAUUUCAAUAAGGGUUUUAUAAUAUUUCCAUAAAAUAUCAAUAUAUUUACUUUUAAGGUCCAAAAAAAUUACUUAUAUUUCUCUAAAUAGUCAAAUUAUCUUUUAGACAGUACAGAUCUUCCAAAGGAUCUUCUUGAGGACGUCCUGGAAGUGUUCUAAGGAUAUAAGAACGUCCUCUGAACAUCCACAAGACAUCCCUUAGAGAUGUGUCUAAGCUUAUGUUAGAAGAAGGAUAAAGGUGACAUAUUACAAUAACAGCAUAAAAGAUGUUUAGGAGAAAAAAUAAUAUAUAACAUUUUUAUGUUAUUUUUGUAAUAUCCCAAAAGAAUUCACAUUUAUGUCACCAAUUCUAAGUUCUUUUUCAGAUGCAAAAAGAAUUCUUUUUGUAUCUAAAAAAGAAUUCAGAAUUGAUAACAUAAAAAUGAAAUGUCUAAUGAAGUCUUUUUGAGUUCUAUUUGGGAUAUCACCUUUAUCUACUUGCCCUUUCAAGUAUGAUAUAGUUAAAAUAUAUAAUAAAAAUAUAAUUUCUUUUAAUAUGUUCACAUAUUUUACCUACUACAAAAUAUUUCAUUGUAUUUCAUUCGCAUUUUAUAAACAAAACAUACAAAUUUA
Odontomachus brunneus is the source of this 7858-nucleotide messenger RNA. Its product is annotated as phospholipase A2 isozymes PA3A/PA3B/PA5. Gene Ontology annotation, biological process: phospholipid metabolic process; arachidonate secretion. Lineage: Eukaryota; Metazoa; Arthropoda; Insecta; Hymenoptera; Formicidae. The coding region runs from base 4200 to 4967 and encodes 255 amino acids. The record is from RefSeq and is a predicted model, not a curated record. The transcript is spliced from 5 exons.